Pieris macdunnoughi is the source of this 2430-nucleotide messenger RNA. The record is from the annotation of a GenBank genome assembly. Lineage: Eukaryota; Metazoa; Arthropoda; Insecta; Lepidoptera; Pieridae.
AUGGCGGAAUUUCUGCCCCUUUGCGACGUUCUGUUCAACGUGAUAUCGUUGGCCGGGUACUUUUGCGAUGUAGUAUUCGAUCUUGUCAUGGGCUACGCUCUCUUAGAGCGGGGGUAUAAGGGCACCUUUGCUGCUACGUUGUCGAUAGUUAUCACUUCACUAUUGAUAUCACAGGUGCUAUCAAUUCGCUGGUACCUCCACAUGUGGUGGGCGAGCGAGGGUCGUAAAGGCCGCCCGCCCUGGCUGCCUAUAUUGUUGCAUUGUCUGCAAAUGGGAGUCCUCUGGAGGUACGCGAGGUUGUUGGUUCCAGUUGAGCUUAGGCGGGUGAAACAUCAAGUGAGGGAUUUAUGCAUGCUACGUUUAGUCCACGCGUUCUGUGAAGCAGCGCCAAUGUUACUCUUGCAACUGCACAUUCUGCUCAAGGAAGCUCACCUUGAGCCCAUCUCCACGGAAUUGGGGGUGACACCUGAACCCAAUAUUGAUGAACCAGCUGCUAAUAAAGCCUUUGCCGAACUGAAUGUGAUAUCGGCUAGUUUGUCAUUAUUCUCCGUGUGCUGGGCGCUGGCGAGUUUCAGUAAAAAUGUCCGGAUGCAGAACGUACAUCGCUUGGUGCUCACUUGGCUUGGGGUUAUAUUUCAAUUCCUGUGGCGGCUCGGGACCAUAUCAGCGCGCGUAUGUUCCCUCACCGUGUACGCUCUAGUCUAUGAAUACUGGGUUUUCUUAGUUAUAGGUCUCCACUGGGUGUCGAUGUUUCUGUGGCUGAUUUCACCGAAGAAUGUGUUCCACGGCGAGAGAAUCAGUCGUCCGAGAAAGGCGUAUCUCUCGGCUCUCAUCGCAUUUGUCUAUGUCUUCGCGUACAUCAACCUGCAGGACACAAAUCAUAGACAAAAGAUGGUGAUAUUCUACUGCGUGAUGAGCAUAGAGAACUGCAUACUGAUCACCGCCUGGUGGUGGUCCGGGGCCAGGGUGGGUCCGCCCCCUUCCAGACUGGCCCCUGCGACGGCCGCUGCCUUCUUGGCUGGGCUCGGCUGUAUGCUGCUCUAUUACAGGUAUUUUCACGUACGACGACUUGGCUACAUGUUGGGAGACCAACAAGGCACGAACAGUACCAACGCCUCUUCAAAUAAUAAGAACGGCAAAUCGUGUCAAAAUGACCACACCGUGAUACCAGGAGUGUUCAAUUGUAGAUUCACUAAUCCUGUUAACAGCAGUGCAGCAAAUGGGCGCAAGAAGAAAAAGCCGACGUCUUUCGUGCCCCCUCCCGCGGCGCCCGCCCCCGCUGCCUUCUGGCGGAGACCUUUGCCCGCGGCUCAUAAUCAUCAUGGUGGGUCAUCCGAAAACGAAGGCUCCAGCGUCGGCUCCCGCGUCAACAUCCAACAGAAACUACAAGAGAAGAAGCAAAAACAACUGGCGGAACUACGAGUUAUUGAAGAAGAGAUAAAACAGGGGAAAUUGGCGAAAACUACUCCAGUAGCAGUCGAAGAGAUUUACAGCAGUCUGCAGAGGCAGCCGAUACCCAGGGCCAAAACUCACGCGGAACCGGCCUGGCCGAGCAUAGAAGUCGCUCAUUCCUACCAAAACUACCCCAUCCCCAACUACCCGACGUACACAGAAAUAAACACGGACGCAGAGAAACGCCCGUUUCAAGACCGAACAUUCUACGAAAACCCAGCAAAUCUAAGGGACGGCCAAAGUCCCUACACAAGCCGGACGUACGAGGCGAACAGAAUUAACAGUCCGCGGUUCACGGACGUCACGUACGACACGGCCGCAGAUAAAAGGCAAUACACGGAGGACAGACAGGAGUUCGACCAGUUUAAAUACGAGGACAACGUGCAGGGUAACCCCGAGAAUUUGAGGGUGUACGAGUGCCAGUUCAACUGUGUCUACCCAUAUUCAGGGUUGCAUGGAAAGAAAAUCGAGCAGAUUAGGAAAAUGCAAAGGUGUAGGACGCCGGAAAUAUUACUGGCGCCGCAUUAUUUGGAGGGGUGCAAUAGACAAGUCUGCUGUCAUUGGCCCAGUACUUAUGGAAGAAAGAAAGAAGAUGGCGGCAGUAGCGCGGAACAAUCCAGUCCGGAGAAUGCGCGUGAGACGCCCAGACCGCCCAGUGAUAUCGAUAGUCAGAUAUCUCUGCCUCGCUCGUACACGUUACCGCGUGAGUUCCGCUACUGGAGAAGGCGGCCGAGGUUAAGGGACGCUCAUCUUCCCAGCAACAAUAGUAGUGAUGGUGACGUCGACAGCGGAGACAAUGAAAGCGAUCACCGCUCGAAUUGUUCAGCGAGUCAGCUUCAUCCACAAACGUACGGAGAAUUCUACCGACCACCUGACAUGAUCCCGCGAGAAGAGAGAUACGACGGCGUUUAUGGGGCGUGUGAUAGGCGACCCAGACGAACCAGGAAGCCUGGGCCUAAACCGGAAACUAAGUUAUAG